AUGUAUACUGGAAAUAGUGUUUGGGCUGCCGGAUCAUCCUCCAAAAUCAAUGUUGAAAGUAUGAACUCAUCUAAACAGCUCAGUGUUUGGAAGUCAGAACCAUCCUCAAAUAUCAAUCAGUGGGAUUUAGAAUUCUCUUCGAAUCCAGCUAAGUAUAGUGGUGAGACUUCAUCCAAAACUAUUUGGAUAAGUCAAGUAAAAAGUACAAUAUUGGCGAAUAAAGCACUCUUUAUUGGUGUUCUUAUUGGAGCUCUAGUAGUUGGCAUUGCCCUGGCAGUUGUCACCACCUCUUACAUACAAGAUCUAUCAGCAAAAACUACAUCGGCCACGACUAGCACAAGCACCACGGCAACAACAACAACAACGACGACGACAACAACUACUACGACAACAACUACUACGACAACAACUACUACGACAACAACCACGACGACGACAACAACAACCACAACAACAUCAACUACGACCACAACAACAACGACGACAACUACAACAACAACAACUACGACGACGACGACAAGCGUCACAACGACAACCUCUACAGCUUCUACGUCUACUACAACAGCUGCAUUCAUUGAUCAAGCAUUUUGGCCACUUGAUAACAACGCUCUUGAAUUAUACAAUGGCCUUAAUGGCGUGCUUUCUGGUACUCCAUCAUAUACAACUAGUUUUCUUGGAUAUGGAGCAGCCAUUAGUCUUAGUCAAGCAUCAUCACAAUAUGUUUAUAUUUCACCAACAGUCAUUCCUUUAGAUUCGCGUAGUUUCACUAUUGAAGCAUGGAUUUAUCCGACUGGUUUUACCGCAAGUGAUUUUGGAAUAUUUGGUCAAUGUCAAGCUACAAUUACCAAUCAAUGCUUACACUUCACAUCACGAAACCUAAUGUUAUACUGCGGUUUCUUUGGCGAUGACAUAGCAGGUGUUACUACACUAACCAUGAAUGCUUGGAGCCACGUCGCUUGUGUUUACGAUUCAACCGCACAAAUACAACAAGUCUGGCUCAAUGGCGUGCUUGAUGCUUCACGUUCCGCGAGCCCUUAUCAAGGUUUAUACGGAGCCACAACCAUUGGUGCCACAUUCAGCUCAGGUGUCGCUGCAGGUUUCAAUGGUUAUAUCGAUCAAGUUCGAUUUGAAUCGAGAGCUAAAAAUGCUACUGAGCUGUUGAAUGAUGCUACUCUGUAUGUCUAUUAUUCAUUUGAUGGUGGUUCUCUUGUUGAUAAUGGCAUUAAUGGUAUCAAUGGAACUGCUUCGGGAAGUGUAGUUAGUACAACAGGUCGAUUGAAUGGAGCAGUUCAAUUUAGUUCGAGUUCCUAUAUAUAUUAUACUUAUUCACCAUUUUACUUUUUGGGUAUUAGUAAUCAACCUUUCAGUAUAUCUUUAUGGGCAAACCCGACAGGUAGCUAUGCUGCAUCGACACUGGUUUAUGUGCUACAAAACAUUGGUUGGUGUGUUCACUUUAUAGUGAUGGACUCGGCUGGAACGUUAAGCGCACAUCUGUGGAAUGGUCGCGAUAUUACCGCUACUGGUUCUAUAAUUCCGUUAAAUAGCUGGACACAUAUUGGAUACACGUAUAGUUACAGUAAUGGCCUGCGAUUAUAUAUCAAUGGUACUCUAUAUUCAUCUACGGGAAGUUUUAUAUAUGCCGCCUCUGGAGUUCCUAUGUAUAUGCUUUUGGGUAGUGAUGGAGGUGGAACCAACUGCUCUCCAGGUUAUGGAGGUCCUUUUACUGGUGCUCUCGAUGAGUUCUACCUGCAUACCCGUGAAAUAACGUCAUCAGAAGUUCAACAAUUAGCGAAUCCUUGA
Molecule: messenger RNA, 1800 nt
Organism: Rotaria socialis
Lineage: Eukaryota; Metazoa; Rotifera; Eurotatoria; Philodinida; Philodinidae
Source: the annotation of a GenBank genome assembly